UCGGCAGAGGAGUGGCACUCCGCCUCUCUCACUGUUAGUGCCUCGUUUGGCUUCAAGGAACACGGAUUAUUAAUUCUUCAACAACAACAAUGCGAAACACCUGCAGGAAGUUUCUUGGACUGAUUUUCAUUGUCGGUGGGCUGAUAGCCUUGUUUCGUACUUUGAGCCAUGAAACCAGUUCAGGAGUUGACUUACGACAGAGACACGGAAGUUCAGUUAAGAAACUCCUUGCGGAACAAAUUGAAGACAUCACCAGUGGCUAUGACGACAUUUCCUUCCUUAUAAAAGACCAAGUGGCACGACAACUGACUCAAAACACAUGUGUAUGUCUGGCUGAAAAGGAGAUGUUUCAACUGCCGUUCUCCAAUCUGCUUUUCCCGCGCGUGUGGGCCCACAAACUCGAUAUUGCGUUUUUAGAGUCCCAUCCUGACCCUGAGGGUGUAAAGCUUCACAGAGCUCAGGAGUACAGCAAAUUGCAGAUCAGGUCCUACAGUCCUGCAGAUGUACCUAUUGUAGCCCAGGCCAACAAUCCUCUUCAGUAUCCUACCCAGGGUGUGGAGGUGCGACCCCUCAAAACAAUAAUCAUUCCUGGGUUGGGCCUUAAAGAAGGAAAGAAAUCAAAGCAUACGGUGUCUUUAACUGCAACUCUUGGGACUUUUGAUGUUGCUGCUACAGUGGACAGUGUCUCUGUCAAAGGAGAAGGAGAGAAGCACAUGAUAUUGUCUAGUCCUGUUCUCUCCGCUCUGAACAGGCAGCUACAGUUUGUCACCUACAGAAACACUGUUUUCCAUCCAAAGACAGCAGAUACAGUUGAAUUUGCGACUGAGGGUCACCGCUCAUUCUUCACCAUUAAAGUUGGACAUGGCUCCAUCCCUAGACUUUACAACACCGGACACCAAAAAGAGUACAAUAUUAGUGCACUUGUCACCAUCGCCACCAAGACCUUUCUACGUUAUGACAAACUCAAAGAUCUCAUCAACAGCAUACGUCAGUAUUAUCCCAACAUCACCAUAGUGAUAGCAGAUGAUUCUGAACACCCUGAGCCAGUGAAGGGGCCUCACAUUGAACAUUACAUCAUGCCAUUUGGAAAGGGUUGGUUUGCAGGAAGAAACCUAGCAGUGUCUCAAGUGAUCACCAAGUAUGUUCUGUGGGUGGAUGAUGACUUCAUCUUCAGUCCAAACACUAAGUUGGAGAAGCUGGUGGACAUCCUAGAGAAGACCUCUCUAGAUCUGGUUGGUGGUGCAGUGAGAGAGGUGACAGGUUACACUGCGACAUAUCGUCACACCAUCUCAGUGGAGGAAGGAGGAGAGGAGGGCGACUGUUUGCACAUCAGAAAAGGCUACCACCAUGAAAUCGAGGAAUUUCCCAACUGUGUGGUUGCUGAUGCUGUCAUCAACUUCUUCAUGGGCCGGACAUACAAGGUGCAGCAGGUCGGCUUCAACCCCCGCUUGGCACGGAAGGCUCAUCUGGAGUUCUUCAUUGAUGCUCUGGGCUCCCUCCACAUCGGCUCCUGCAGCGACGUCAUUGUAAACCACGCAUCAAAGAUCAAACUACCCUGGGGUGAAACAGACACACAAAAGGCCUACAAAAAGUUCCGUUACACCAACGUUGAAGACAGCCUUAAAAAUGAAGAUUUCUACUUCAAGAACAGGUUUCAGUGCAUGACUAGUAACUGAAACUCCCAUAGAGUCAAUGAUACAAACAACUGCAGCAACUAUAUCACACAAAUUCAGUGCCUCCAGCUGCCAGACUGCACAGAACAGAACUCAGUCUGUAUGUAAUGUAUUUUUCAAUGUGUAUAUAUGAGUAUGAGUGUGUGUGUGUGUGUGUGUGNUGUGUGUGUGUGUGUGUGUGUGUGUGUGUACAAAAUAAGUCAAUAUCGCAGUUUGGAUAUUCACCAAACUCGGUGAGAAUAUUACAUGGGAGCGUAUCUACGGAUGAUAAACGUACAGAGCUAACAGUCAAGGUGAACAGAGAUAUGUUGCAAAAAAAACACAAGCAAAUAAUAAGGCAACAGAGAAUAAAAGUAGAGGUGUCAUUGAAUAUAUAGAUACAACAUAAAACUAUAUGGUGAAUGCUCUGUAUUUAUGUCGUGGAUUUUCAAUGUAUUGUUAACUGUGAGCUUGUAUCCAUUCCUAGGUGUCUUGUUGCCUUCAUGAAUUCAUACGUACAUAUAUGUACGUAUGAAUUCUUACAAACAUAAGCACUGAUCCAGUAAUCAUUAUUUAGGCGUAUAAAUAAUGAUUUUGCAAACUUGGUGUCAAGAUGUCAUGAAUGGGGCAGGAGGGUUUUCUGUGCUGCUGCUCGCUGGAAUAUUUAUGAUUUAUUUACUUAAGAUCAUCUUGCUGCUUUGUAAAUGUAGUAGUGUGUUCAUUUUUCACCAGUCACAAAUGUAUGAGUUCAGUAAAUAUUUUCAUGCAUAUGAAAUAUAAAAUCAUUUUCUCCAUAUCCAGACACUGUACCUAUAAUAAUAAGGCUUCCUUUUUGCAGCUUUGAUUUAAAACGUGUUACACUUGAAUUUCCAACCAUCAGGUAUUCUUUCCGACCACUGUUUAAUACUUUUUUUGAGACUCAAAAAUAUUGAGUGUGCAUUUUCUUUGUUCUGAAGAAACAACUGCCCCCUGUAACCAAUUGUGUGAAAAGUUGUUCAAGUCAAGACAACAAUAGUAAAUGUUUGAUUGCACAUUGUUACAUUAAAUAUCUGACAAUGCA
This is a messenger RNA of Paralichthys olivaceus (Japanese flounder), 2712 nucleotides long. It is a transcript of the gene b4galnt1a, whose product is annotated as beta-1,4-N-acetyl-galactosaminyl transferase 1a. Gene Ontology annotation, cellular component: Golgi membrane. Gene Ontology annotation, molecular function: acetylgalactosaminyltransferase activity. Lineage: Eukaryota; Metazoa; Chordata; Actinopteri; Pleuronectiformes; Paralichthyidae. Gene Ontology annotation, biological process: ganglioside biosynthetic process. The record is from RefSeq and is a predicted model, not a curated record.